AUGGCGGCCGUGCGGGCCGCGCUGCUGGCGCCGCUGCUGGCGCUGUGCCGGGCCGGGCCGGGGCCUGCGCCCGCCGCCCGGGUGGAGGUGGCGGUGACCGGGCCGGGGCCGGGGCCGGGCCCGGGGGAUGGCGGCGGCAGCGCGGCCGCGGGGCCCACAGGCUCCUACACCCUGCGCGGUGCCGUGCUGGGAGCGGGGGGCGGCCGCGCCGGGCCGCGGGGUGAGGAGGAGCAGGAGGAGAUCCGCGGGCGGCUGCUGCUGGUGGGGGACGCGGAGCCGGAGCUGGGCGCUGCCGGCAGCUGGAUCGGGGUGGUGCCGGUGGGCGAGGAGCCGGCGGAGCUGCCCCGCGGCGCCCGCGAGGAGUCCUUCACCACCGCCGUCGUCAGCAAGAUGAAGCGAGCCCUGGUGCUGGGGGCCUCGGCCCUGCUCAUCCUGGCGCUGAACCAGAACGCCAUCCGGGAGCUGGACGUGUCCCAGCUUCUCGCCAAGCCCGUGAUCGUGAUCCAGUCCUCAGACAACGUCACCAGGCUGCUGGGAGCGCUGCUGCGGGGGCUCCAGGCGACAGCCAAGAUCACGUACCAGGCGGUGCUGCUGGAGAACCUGGGAGUGACCCUCACGCUGUGGUCAACCUGCGGCCUCUCUCGAGGGGGCCUCUACGGGGAGUGGCAGGGGGUGAUCUGCACCGGGGAGAACAGCUCACAGGUCCAGAAGUACCUGCAGCAGCUCUGGAACACCAUCUUGCUCAUCGCCCUGCUCCUCUGCACCGGUGUGAUCGUGCAGGCGCAGCGGCAGUCGCGGCAAGACCCAGCGGAGCACAAUGCUGAGCUGGACCUGAAGCAGCUCAUCCACCGGCGGCUCUCAGCGCUGAAAACACGGCGCUACCACCCCGGCAAAGCGCUGCGGAGCCGUGCCUGCGAGAUCGAUAGCUGUGCCGUGUGCUUGGACCAGUUCCACAAGAGCCAGUGGCUGCGGGUGCUGCCGUGCUGCCACGAGUUCCACCGGGACUGUGUGGACCCCUGGCUUCUGCUGCAGCAGACCUGCCCCCUCUGCAAGCGCAACAUCCUGGGUGAGAGCCCACCGCCACCACGGGGGUGAGGGCUGGGGGGAACCAGAGCCCCCCCGGCUCCCCAUGCCAUCCCCUCCAUCCUCCUGCCUUGCAGGGAACUGCUGCCCGGAGAGCUAGCUGGCCUGGUGGCAGGGCUCCAGGGACGGACCCAUGGGUGCUCCGGGGAAGGACUUGGGGUGCUCAGUAGCAGCACUUGCUGCUGGCACGGGCUCAGUGCCCAUUGCAGCCCGAAGGAAGAUCCUGGGGGGGCUCUCCCAAAUGAGCACCAGUAGA
Melopsittacus undulatus (budgerigar) is the source of this 1339-nucleotide messenger RNA. It is a transcript of the gene RNF215, whose product is annotated as ring finger protein 215. Bases 1 to 1095 code for a protein of 364 amino acids. The transcript has 9 exons. NCBI's taxonomy places the organism in Eukaryota, Metazoa, Chordata, Aves, Psittaciformes, Psittaculidae. Gene Ontology annotation, molecular function: ubiquitin protein ligase activity; frizzled binding. The record is from RefSeq and is a predicted model, not a curated record. Gene Ontology annotation, biological process: Wnt receptor catabolic process; ubiquitin-dependent protein catabolic process. Gene Ontology annotation, cellular component: plasma membrane.